Messenger RNA from Spodoptera litura, 1869 nucleotides. RefSeq lists its product as uncharacterized. The record is from RefSeq and is a predicted model, not a curated record. NCBI's taxonomy places the organism in Eukaryota, Metazoa, Arthropoda, Insecta, Lepidoptera, Noctuidae.
UAGAUAGCGCUCAUCGGGCGUUUGGCUCAAUGAAACGUAAAACGUUCAAAUUAGUGAAACUAAAUAGUGCUUUUAGUGAUAUUGCAUUAACUACUGUCAAUCUAGAACCUAAUGAAAUGAUUCUAAGUUGGAAAAUGCCGGGACUAAAUGUAAUUUUUAUUCAUAUUGUGAAUAAAAGUGAUUUUCCUUUAAAUUUUGCCGGAAAAACUGUAAGUUAUUAAAGAACACGACUACAGACCGAAUGGCACAAAACCGGUUCAUCAUUUCUCAGUUUGUGUAAUCUUUCCGAAUAUUAAGGAGUGGAAUUCUUUGCCGGAGUGUGUAUUUCCUGAAGGGUAUAACCUGGGUGUCUUCAAAGCCCGAGUGAAUAGGUUGCUUAUGGGCCGACGUGCUCCAUCGUAGACCGCAUCGUCGCUUACCAACUGUUUCUAACAUUAUGAAACAAAGUAACGGACCCGUAGAUCUUUGGACGUUUCUAGAAAGUCAUAUAUAUUUUAUGUCACUGUGCCACGCCCUAAAAUUGCAAUGCAUCCAAUACGCAGACGAGAACAUAGUUAAGACAAAAUGGUGGAUAUAUUAUAGAUAUAUUUGUAACUACGCUUUCUCAUAGAUGGCGCUAAUGUGAGCGUCUCUAAUAUCGUUUAGCGCCAUCUAUUGAGCGAUAAAAUUAUAGGUAGCCUCCAAUUACGUUCAAAAAGGCCUACGAUUUGCGGAAAUUCGUGAAAUUUUCGAUAAAAAUGACACUGUCAAGCGUAUGAUCAAUAGGAGGGGGGAGAGGGAGUUUACACAAAUUAUUGCGUGCACUGAUAACGCUAGUGAUUGUUUCACAUAGUUUCUACCGAAGUGCAUUACAAUGGCAGUGUGGACAAGCUAUGUUCAUGAUUGGGGGACUUUCACUGACCAAGCUUCUGAGCAAUUCAUGAUUAGAUCGGUGAUGGACGAGGACAUCAAAGCCGCUGUUACAGUCAUUGCUGCCGUUAUUUUGGACGAAGAUAUUUUCAAUGUAUUGGAUUUCAGAUCGGAUAAAAAAUCAAAGGAGUCUCUGCUAUCGUUUGUAGACAAACAUUUGAAGCCAAAUCUGACGUUUGGCUGCUUCAAAAAAGACACGAACGAACUAAUUGGAGUUGAUGUGAUGUAUAUACGGAACAUAAAUGAUAAUGAUGUCAACUACGGCCCUGAGUACGGGGAAACGUUCUGUAAAUACAUGAAGUACUUGAAGUUUGUGGAGAGACGGCUACGAUACAAUGUUGCUGAGAAAUAUGUGAAAUACCUCACUUCACUUGGAUUGUUCAUAUUGCCGAAAUAUCGGGAGACUGAUAUUGAAAAAUACAUGCUGCGUAUUCGAAAAAAUGUUGCUUCAAAUCAUGGUAUCGUGGUAAACGGAGCUGCUCUGAUAGGGAAGAAAAUUAAAAAAAUUGCCAAGGAAUUGAAGUACAAAGUAAUUGAAGAAAUCAGAGAAGUUAAUGUGGAGGGUACAGACUUGGAGUAUCUCAGGGGAGCUGCUGUGUUUCCUAUUAAAAUUGUAGCAAUGACGAAAUUUGGUCCGAAACCGAAAUCUAAACCUGUUCCUUCGAAAAGAGCAAAGCGAUCAUCAUCAUCAUCAUCAUCAUCAUCAUCAUCAUCAUCAUCAUCAGCCAAAAGACGGCCACCGAUGGACAUAUGCCUUCCGAACGACUACAAUAAGCAAGACAAUGAUGACCUAGAGAUUCUCUAAGACUGCACGGCCGGUGCGUUGGUUGGGCAUCCGGCAACGUGUAGCGGGUCUGAUUCCCGCUCGGAGCAGCUCUUUAUGGGAUCCACAAAUUGGGUACCUACUUGCCAACUAGUCAAAUUCAAUACUUUUUUCUAACUGUCAAAAACGACAGUUUU